Messenger RNA from Clonostachys solani, 1137 nucleotides. The record is from the annotation of a GenBank genome assembly. Lineage: Eukaryota; Fungi; Ascomycota; Sordariomycetes; Hypocreales; Bionectriaceae.
AUGUCCGCAACCGAGACCGAGACCUUACCCUCGCCAGCGACGACCUCCUCGAACUUGCUCUCCUCGCCAUUCCCCUUCGCCACAGCCCCAGACAUCAUCCGCUCGCACCAGAAAGAUGCCUACUUCACCGGCCACCUCACAAACACGCUCACAGACCUCCACCGCCGCCUCCUAGGCGCGCGCGCGACCCACGCCGUCGCCCCGGAGCUGCGCACCUCCGCCUCCCUCCUCUACUUCGCCCUCACCACCCUCACCGGCAACCGCACCCUCGGCGAGGAGUACUGCGACCUCGUCCAGCUCGAGGGCGACACGGGCAAGCUCCCCUCCCUCGAGCGCCGCGCUUACUACAUCGCCGGCAGCAUCCUCCUCCCCUACGCCGCCUCGCGCCUCCUGCCCCCGAUCCGCGCCCGCCUCCGCGCCCUCCUCGACCGCCGCGUCGAGUCCCUCCGCAAGGCCGGCAAGGCCGCCUCCCGCGAGUCCCGCCUCUGGUCCUACCUCUCCGGCAACCUCGCCUCCAUCACCUCCUCCACCCCCGUCCAGGCCCUCACCCUCGCCGCCUUCUACUUCAGCGGCACCUACUACCAGCUCUCCAAGCGCCUCCUCUCCCUCCGCUACGUCUUCACCCGCAGCGUCCCCGACACCCCCGACCGCGCCGGCUACGAGGUCCUCGGCGUCCUCCUCGUCGUCCAGCUCGCCGUCCAGGGCUACCUGCACGUCCGCUCCACCCUCCAGCAGGAGGUCGUCGCCGCCCGCGAGAGGGCCGUCAUGGCCGCCGACGUCGACGUCUCCCUCAGCCACGACAACUCCUACUUGAACAACAACGACCUGCUCCUCAACGACCUGGGCGGCGCGCAGGCGCAGGCGACCAGGAUCGACAUCGCCUCCACCACGCACACCCCCGUGGGGCCGGCGCCCAGAUACGUGCUCGGGGACGACAAGGUCAUGGGCUUCAUCAAGGGCCAGCAGCAGCGGAAAUGUACGCUUUGUCUAGAGGAGCUUAGAGACCCCUCCGCUACGCAGUGCGGCCAUGUAUUCUGCUGGGAGUGCAUUGGUGACUGGGUGAGAGAGAAGCCCGAGUGUCCAUUAUGUAGGAGGGAGGCGUUGGUUCAGCACAUACUCCCAUUACGAAUAGCAUAG